UUUACGCGCGCUUUGAAAGCUGUUUUGCCCCUGUUUUCAGCAAGGAUUUUCCGGAGUAUCAAACUUUCUCGCGAAUUUCCACUGAUUUUCAAACAAUUUCCGGCUCAUUCAAGUGCAAACGCUGUUUAAAAUGAAGUGCCAAAUUCCGGAGAUAUCGUGGCACAACCGCGACCCGGUGCUGAGCGUCGACAUCCAGCCAAAGCAGGUGGGCAGCAGCAACAACAGCAGCAGCGCCGACAAGAUCGAUUUCCGUCGGCUGGCAUCCGGUGGAACCGAUUCCCAUGUUUUGAUUUGGCACAUGACACAGAACGCCGAGUGCGGCACGAUUUCGCUCGAUUUGGCCGCCGACCUGACCCGACACCAGCGCGCCGUGAAUGCGGUCCGGUGGUCUCCGAACGGGGAGCUGCUGGCGUCCGGCGACGACGAGAGCGUCAUCUUCAUCUGGAAGCAGAAGGGCGAAACCGAGGUGGUUAACAUUUUGGACACUACGAACGAGCAGGACAAGGAGACGUGGCUCACGAUGAAGAUCCUGCGGGGUCACAUGGAGGACGUGUACGAUCUGUGCUGGUCGCCGAACUCGAUGUUCCUGAGCAGUGGUUCCGUGGACAACACGGCAAUGGUUUGGGAUGUGACCAAGGGCAAAUCGCAGCACAUCUUCUCCGACCACAAGGGCUUCGUCCAGGGUGUGGCCUGGGAUCCGAAAAAUCAGUAUCUGGCCACGUUGAGUACGGAUCGGUACUUUCGGGUGUUUGACCUGCAGACGAAGAAGGUCGUCACGAGGAACAACAAGUGCGGGCUGCCGGUUCCGAAGGGGCACGCGCUGCACGGGAAAACGGUCCGGCUGUACCACGACGAUACGCUGCAGACGUUCUUCCGCCGGUUGACGUUCAGUCCGGACGGGAAUCUGAUCGUGACGCCGUCCGGGGUGGCGGAGAUUGAGGGCGUGCCGAAGCCGUUGAACACGACGUAUGUCUACACGAGAAACUCGUUAAAGCAACCCGCCAUGACGCUGCCCUCCCCGGACCAGUACACAGUCGCGGUUCGAUUUUGCCCGUUGUACUUCAAGCUGCGCCCGCACGCCGAUGACAAACCGCCGGUCAUUCCGCUGCCCUACCGCAUGAUCUUCGCCGUGGCCACCAAGAGUUCCGUCUACCUGUACGACACCCAGCAAAAGACGCCCUUUGCGUUGAUCUCCAACAUUCACUACACCCGACUGACGGACAUUUCCUGGUCCAGCGAUGGCAAGAUCUUGAUCGUUUCCUCGACGGACGGAUUCUGCUCGCUGAUUUCGUUCAACGACGGCGAACUGGGCGAAGUUCACGAGCUUGAGGUGGAGAUUUUGGUGGAGAAGGAGAAAACUCCGACGAAGAAGGCGACCGCCGGGAGGAAGAAGUCCAAGGACGGUAAGGACGAUGAAAAAGAGAAGGUUGCUCCGACCAAGUUGGAACCGGUGGCGGAGGAGAAGCCUGCUGCGCAACCGAUUGCGUUCCGCCGGAAGCCAAAGCAGGACGAUCCGGAGGUGAAACCCAAAGAGGUCGAGAAGCCUGCAGCGCAGCCGAUUGCUUUCCGAAGAAAGCCAAAAGAACCGGAAACCGAACCAGCUGCAGCUGAAGAACCUAAAGAAGAAGAGUCUCGAAAGCGUGCCCGGUCCAACAGUGCCGAAAACGCGGACAACCCCGCCGAAGCAAAGCUCAUCGCGAUUCGUCGCAUCGCGCUGGAAUCGGGUGACGCCAAGACCGGCAUUAUCGUCAAGGAAAUCCCCCCGAUAAAAUCCUCCGACGAGAAAAUCGUCCAACCAGCCAAGGAAAUCAUCAUCGAAGCGGAAAAGAUCAUCAGCAGCGAGGAAAAGUUCGAAAGCCCCUCCAAAAAGAACCGUCCCGUCACACCAAUCGCCGUUCGGCGCCACCCUCGCACCCCGGACGUGACCCCAUCAACCGACGGCCAACCCACAGCCCCAUCCGACGGAACGCCCAAAACGGCCCCCAAAAAGGCGGCCACCCCAAUCGCGUUCCGAAGACAACCGCGCACCACGUCCGUCGCCAAACCGUCCCCCGAGGAGGACGACGCCGUCGACACGUGGCCAAUCGAUCAGCCCAAGCCGGCCUCCAAGGUGGUCAGCAAUGGGUCGCCGGCCGAGUGCGACCAGACCGAGGACAUCAAGCUGGUCAUUUCGGACGACGAUGACGACGAGGUCGCGGGUAAGGAUGAGGAAGCGAAGGGUGCGACGGCCACGACGCCGAUCACGCCACGGCGGGUCGAGUUUAGGACACUUUCGACGCCCAAAUCGAAGAAGAAGCUGCUGUAGAAUAAGCUCGUGUGUUUCUAUUAUUUUUCUCUAGUGGUAGUGCCUCUAAAUUAAGACAAGAAUAUAGUUAUUUCUGAUGAAAACGAA
This is a messenger RNA of Culex pipiens pallens (northern house mosquito), 2392 nucleotides long. RefSeq names its product chromatin assembly factor 1 subunit B (gene Caf1-105). The record is from RefSeq and is a predicted model, not a curated record. Gene Ontology annotation, biological process: nucleosome assembly; DNA replication-dependent chromatin assembly. Gene Ontology annotation, cellular component: nucleus; CAF-1 complex. Lineage: Eukaryota; Metazoa; Arthropoda; Insecta; Diptera; Culicidae. The transcript is spliced from 4 exons. Bases 131 to 2305 code for a protein of 724 amino acids. Gene Ontology annotation, molecular function: protein binding.